AUGGAGUGUUUCCGGGACGCCGCCCGGGUGGUAAAGAAUCGUGAGAAGCUGAUGCAAUGGCUCAGCAACCACCAGACCUCUGUCCAGGCGUGGACGGGGAUGUUCUUCGUGGUAUUCCUCGUGUACCACUUAUUUUCUGAUGGGGAUUUCUCCUUCCUUAUGACCGUCUCCUCCCUCAUCUCCACUUUCUCCUUCCUGAUGGUCCUGUAUAAGAUCGAGCAGACGAAAAGCUGCUCAGGCGUUUCUCUAAAGAUGUUCGAAUGCUAUGCCGUUCUUAUCUUCUCUAGGCUAUGCUCCAUCAUCCCCUAUGAAGGGUAUCUCCCUUAUGACCGGUCAGGAGAUUGGCUCUACCAGACUUUGGAGGCGCUCUCUCUUCUACUAGCUGGAUUGGUGGUAUACCAGUGUCGUCGUCGCUUCCUCGCUUCCUACCAAGCGACUGGUGACACCUUCCCCCACAUGGUGCUUCUUGCUGGAGCCUUCAUCCUCGCGCUUAUCUUCCACCCUUCGCUAAACGCCUUUAUGCCCGCAGAUGUUGCCUGGACGUUUGCGCUGUACCUUGAGGCCAUUGCCGUCCUCCCUCAGCUCUUCAUGUUUCAGAAGCAGGGUAAGGUUGAGGCCUUUACUUCGCACUUCCUCGCCGGCCAGGCCCUCUCGCAGGCCGUCUCCUUUAUCUUUUGGGUUUCUUCCUACUCGGAGCUUAACGGCCCCCAGAAUUCUAUUCGAUCGUAUGUCGGCUUAUGGGUAAUAGGCAUGCAGGUGGUGCAGCUCAUCGUUAUGGGAGACUUCAUCUACCACUAUAUCCGCUGUGUAAGUCGCGGCCUUCCUGUGCAAUUCCUGUUGAGCGAGAAUGUAUAA
Cyclospora cayetanensis is the source of this 855-nucleotide messenger RNA. RefSeq names its product ER lumen protein-retaining receptor. Bases 1 to 855 code for a protein of 284 amino acids. Gene Ontology annotation, molecular function: ER lumen protein retrieval receptor activity. The record is from RefSeq and is a predicted model, not a curated record. Gene Ontology annotation, cellular component: membrane. The transcript is spliced from 8 exons. Gene Ontology annotation, biological process: protein retention in ER lumen. Lineage: Eukaryota; Apicomplexa; Conoidasida; Eucoccidiorida; Eimeriidae.